AUGGUUACAACUUUUGAAGACGUUACGGAAAGACCUACCAUCACAACACCACAUCAUGUUACCAGUGAUGAGGUCUUUAAAACAGUGGAGAGUCUAGACCUUGAAAAAGUAAAAGCUUUGGUAGAUAAACAUUUAGAUAAUUUAAAUUUGUAUUUCUCUUCUCACGAUGCAGCAAGUAUCAGUGAUGAAGACUUGUUUGACGAUCAGGAAUAUCUAGCUCACGAUUUAUUCAAUAUCAUUGAUGAUGAAUACAACACUCCACUUCAUAAAGCUAUUUUAAUGGAUGUAGACACAAAAGAGAAGGAUCAAAUUAGAUAUCAAAUUGUAGAAGAUAUUGUUGUGCGAGGAAAAGCGAGAUGUGAUGUUGUGAAUAACGAAGGACUGACACCAUUAUUGGUUGCAGUCAAAAAAAACAAGCCAAAGAUUGUGUCACUUUUAAUUAAGGCAGGAAAACACUGUUCAGUGAAUGAUAAAUGCCAAGUCGCUCCUUAUAUUGGUUACACAGCCUUGCAUUCAUGCUGUACAUGGUCUUUAAUUGAGGCUACCAAAUCAGAAGAUCCAAACGAAGACACUACAGUCAAAACAGCACGUGAUAUUGAAUCAUUAGCUCGUUUGUUAAUCUCUUUGGGAGCAGAUGUAAAUUCAAAGAAUUCAGAAGGAGAAACACCUCUGCAUACUUGCGCAAGAAAUGGAACUCUUGGAGUGGCUCGAUUGCUUAUUUCUGAAGGUGCUGACGUAAAUGCUAUUAAUAAGCACAAAGUAACUCCUCUCAUGAUAGCAGCUACAUUGGGCAACUUGGCCGUCGUAGAGUUAUUACUUGAUACAGAUCUCCAAGAAGAAGGAAACGUUGGAUUGAAAAACAACCCUGUGAAAGUAGAUUUAAAGGAUCAAAUGGGUGAUACUGCUUUGCAUUUUGCUUUUCAAAGUCAAUUACAGAGAGUAUUUGCUAAUGGAAUUGAAGUGAGCCAAGAUCAUGAACGAAUUGCAUAUUUAUUGGUUCAUACUGGAAAAGCGAAUAUGGACAUUUAUUCGAAUGAUGAAUAUUUAGCAACUGAUUUCACAUCAGAUAACUUUAAACACAUUUUGAGAACUGUAUCUCAACAUGCUCAUUUAUUCCCAUCAAGCUUGGAUGCUUUAUUACAAAUGCCUGACGAAAUGUUGCAGUCUCAAUACAUGGAUCCAAAAGAGAGAAUUGCAUUUGCUAAAGCUGUUCAAGAAUACAAAAAGGAUCGACAGGAACUUGAAGAUGCUGAGAGUAAGAAAGGAGGGUGUCCAAUGGUUACAGGAAAUAGGCAACUCAUGAAAAAGAGAGCACAAAUGAAAUCUUCAACAACGAGUACCACCAAAACAGACAACACAACCACCACUUCUAAACUUCCACCAGGUCAUCCCACACAGGGAGGUGAUAUUUCAAAAUGUCCAUUUAUGAAAGGUAAACAAGCAAACGAUUCACAAGAUGCACAAGAAACCAAAGAAAUAACAGGGGAAGUAUCGGAAAAGCCAAAAGGGAAAUGCCCAAUUCCUUACCACAAUGAGUUGAUGAUGAUUUUCAAUUCUCGAAAUUUGGUUUACUUGCUUGUUCUUGUAGUUUGUGUUGUUUUGCUGGCGUUCCCAACUACCACUUCGCUGGUGUAA
Molecule: messenger RNA, 1635 nt
Organism: Naegleria lovaniensis
Lineage: Eukaryota; Heterolobosea; Eutetramitea; Acrasida; Naegleriidae
Exons: 1
Coding region: 1-1635 (544 amino acids)
Molecular function (GO): protein binding
Source: RefSeq, a predicted model, not a curated record